Molecule: messenger RNA, 795 nt
Organism: Lichtheimia ornata
Lineage: Eukaryota; Fungi; Mucoromycota; Mucoromycetes; Mucorales; Lichtheimiaceae
Exons: 2
Coding region: 1-795 (264 amino acids)
Biological process (GO): actin cytoskeleton organization
Molecular function (GO): actin binding
Source: RefSeq, a predicted model, not a curated record
AUGUCAAUGGAGGUGGUAUAUCAACAACAGCCAUCAGCCAUGUUUUGUAUGGAAGAGCAGUCGAACAAACAACAAGAUAUCACUAUGGUGGAUCAAAAAGAUACAACUACCAUGACAACAAUGGCUGUCGAUGCGGAGGAAGAUGACACUGUUAUUUUUAACAGCAGUGACAGUGACAUUACAUUGACACCCGAGGAUGAUGAGCAACAACAACGACCAUCAUCCCUUGCUGGAGAGUAUCCACCAUCAUUCAAGAAGCGCUUCAAACAAGCUUUACGCAUUUCAGCACCAUCACCAUCACCACCUCCACCAAUGUAUAUCCACAACAAAGCACCUUGCCAUUCAUUACCUAUCAAGGGUAUCCUUAAGCAAAGCAAAAAAGCGGAUGAAUCUGUAACGACAAGCAACGAUGAUCCUUCACUGCUACCAGCAGCAGCAGCAGCAGCAGAGACUCAUGAUGAUACUAGCAAGCCUACCUACACAACAACUUGUGCCAAAACAACAUCCACCAAUUAUACCAAGGCUCGGCGGUACAAGUUUAUCCAUCGAUUUUGGCGACAUCAACCACAACGUCCAAGAGCCAAUGGAGAACCCAAGGUGCGAUACAGCAAAAAGGUUACGGUGCAUCCAACCUAUUCACGCAUCGAGUACAACAGAGAACCCGAUCCAUGUGCAGCUUGCAUCCACCUGACACCUGAAAUAGCCCACGAGAUCAGAAGUGAACUUAAUGUCUUCAAGUGCAAUGAAAUGCAGGUGCAUCCUGCAAGUCGUGUUUAUACCCAUUUCCUUAUUUGA